AUCAACAUCAUUCAUCAUUGACAUUUUUUACCUAUUUUGUGAUUAUUUUUAUUUUUAUUUUUAUUUUCUUUUCCUUUUCUUGCACAAUACAAGUUUGUUUUUAUUAAUUUUACAUUUUAUUUACUUGAAAUUAUCUUAUGUAGUUAAUUCAAAAUGUAUAAACAUUUGAUAGUUUGCAAUAUAUUUUUCAUUUCCAUAAUUCACGGGGAAAUGAUACCUCCAAUUAAAACUGCAACAAAAACAACUGUUCCCGUUGUAUCACCUAAACCAGAGGUGAAAAACGAAAAUCAUACACAUAAUGUGCUAAGUGUACCAUUAACACACAAUGUCAGUGCGGUUACUUUGCCAAGUAAUGACAUGGCUCUCAUAAAUUUAGAAAAAACUAUAAAUAUUACUAAGGAAACAUCUGUGGUUGCAAGAAAAGGAGUCAACUAUGAAGAAACCAAAAGUCAUGAAGACACCUCGGAUAUUCCUUUUAUAAAUAAAGCUAACAAUGUAACAAGUAAACCAUUGUCAAUACAUAAUAGCACUACAGUUUUAAACAGUACAAAUUUGCCUAAGGAUAUGCAAAAAAUAAUACCACACAAGCCUUUACUGUUGUCGGCAGAAGCAUUAGCAAAAAUGGACAAAAUGAACAAUGUAAACAUCAAUGAAAAUGGUCACAGUGUCAAAGCUCAUGUGGUCAAAGCUGGAAGCCACCCUGGGAUGAUCCUGCCGAUAGUAAUAACAAUUUUGGUAGUUCCUAUGUUUGCUGUGGUUGCAUAUAUGGCACUGAAAAGAGGUCAAGAGGCUUGGAAAAACAGGCACUACAAAAGGAUGGAUUUUCUCCUUGACGGCAUGUACAAUGAUUAAAAUUACUAUAACAACAAAAAAUAUUUAGCAUAUAGGGAGGUAACUAAUUUACAUAUAGUCAGUUAAAUCUAUUAAAAAUGCUGAUAGUAAUCACAGCAAUGUGAAGAUUUUUUAUUAUUUAGCUGAAGGGAAAAAGGAUAUGUUCAAAAAACAUUGUCAAUUAUAAAAAAAAAAAACAAUUAUAUUUUUGGUAGUUAUAGGCUAAAUUAACUUCCAUACUUCUGAACCAAAUAAGUUGCUGGUAAAAUAAGAACAUUUUGUAAAUUACUAUUUGAUGCUCAAGAGAGAGCUUGAUGACACUUUGAAAAGCAAUAAAAAUAAUUAAAUGUAAUGUGGUGCUUAAUGUUAAGAAUGUGCCUUGUUGAUAUUACAUUUAUAUUUGUAUUUUUUAUAUUGAACUUUUAUAAUGUCUACUAUUUCUAAGAUUUGUUGUGAUAUUUUUAUUCAGAAUUUAACUUUUAAUGUUAUUGUACCAAGUAGUAAAUAUUUUUUAAAAAUAAAUACAAAUGUUCUAUG
Molecule: messenger RNA, 1368 nt
Organism: Bicyclus anynana (squinting bush brown)
Lineage: Eukaryota; Metazoa; Arthropoda; Insecta; Lepidoptera; Nymphalidae
Exons: 1
Coding region: 154-852 (232 amino acids)
Source: RefSeq, a predicted model, not a curated record